Messenger RNA from Zootoca vivipara (common lizard), 10269 nucleotides. RefSeq names its product ubiquitin protein ligase E3 component n-recognin 1 (gene UBR1). Lineage: Eukaryota; Metazoa; Chordata; Lepidosauria; Squamata; Lacertidae. Gene Ontology annotation, biological process: protein ubiquitination; ubiquitin-dependent protein catabolic process via the N-end rule pathway. The record is from RefSeq and is a predicted model, not a curated record. Gene Ontology annotation, cellular component: cytoplasm; ubiquitin ligase complex. Gene Ontology annotation, molecular function: ubiquitin protein ligase activity; zinc ion binding.
GAGCAUGCUCAGUGUCGCCCAGGACCGAAUUCGCUUCGGUUUCCAGCGCUGGGCGUCGGGUCAAGUUUUUUUGGGCGAACCCCACCCUCCGCCGCUCCUCCCCCCUCCCCCCCGCAGCUGGUUUCCGGUGGGGCCGCGGCGGGGCUCGGCGCUUGGAGAUUGGCAGGUCUCCUAAGAUGGCGGACGCAGGCGACGGAGCCGGAGGGAUGGCUGGAGCGGGAGGCGCUGCCCCCCCUGCGAAACCCUCGGAGUUGGCCAGGUGGUGGGACGAGAAGCUUGACUUUCAUACUGCCUUUCUUCAGCAUCUGGCAAAAGUUGUUCCCGACAUUUAUUUUGAUGAAAUGGACCCCUUGCCAGAGAAAGAGGAAGAAAUAGCUCAGAUGACCAUUCUUUACCCUCUGGAGUGGUAUCUGUUUGGUGAAGAUCCAGAUAUCUGUCUAGAGAAGCUACGGCAGAGUGGCACUCCUCAGCUCUGUGGAAAGGUGUUCAAAGGUGGAGAGACAACAUAUUCAUGCAGAGACUGUGCGAUUGAUCCAACUUGUGUACUCUGCAUGGAUUGUUUCCAAAACAGCAUUCACAAAAACCACCGUUACAAGAUGCACACUUCUACUGGAGGAGGUUUUUGUGAUUGUGGAGAUACAGAAGCAUGGAAGACUGGACCGCUGUGUACAAAUCAUGAGCCUGGAGCAGCAGGAAGCACGGAAGAGAACAUGGAAUGCCAGUUGAAUGAAGAGCAAAUAGCGCAAGCAAGAAAAAUGUUCCCUUCAGUGAUAAAAUAUAUUGUAGAUAUGACUGUUUGGGAGGAAGAGAAGGAGCUGCCUCCAGAGCUUAUAACUAGUAGAGAGAAGCUGGACAAAUACUACUGUGUCCUUUUCAAUGAUGAACAUCAUUCUUAUGACCAUGUUAUCUAUAGCCUACAAAGAACUCUUGGCUGUGAGCUUGGAGAAGCCCAGAUAUAUACUGCUGCUAUAGAUAAAGAGGGCCGCAAGGCUGUUAAGGCAGGAUCAUAUGCUGUUUGCCAGGAAGCAAAAGAAGAGAUUAAGAAACAUUCAAACAAUGUUUCCCAAGGUCCCCUAAAUGUUAAGGUUCUUCAUGCUGAUAUUAUGGCUCACCAGAAAUUUGCUCUGCGUCUUGGUUCCUGGUUAAACAAACUUAUGAGCUACUCAAGUGACUUUCGUCAGAUCUUUUGUCAAAUAUGUCUAAAAGAAGAAAUUGAUUCAGAGAAGCCUUGUCUUAUAAGCACGUUGAUGCUUUGGGAUGCAAAACUUUACAAAGGAGCCAGGAAGAUCUUGCAUGAACUAAUCUUCAGCAGUUUUUUCAUGGAAAUGGAGUACAAAAAAAGGUUUGCCAUGGAAUUUGUUAAGCAUUACAAAAAACUACAGAGUGAAUACAUCAGUGAUGAUCAUGAAAGGCAAAUUUCUGUGACAGCACUUUCAGUUCAGAUGUUCACCGUUCCUACAUUGGCCCGCCAUCUCAUUGAAGAGCAAAAUGUCAUCUCUGUCAUAACAGAGACACUGCUUGAAGAGCUCCCCAAAUAUCUGGAUAAAAAUGGCAAAUUCAACUUCCAGGAUUACAGCCAAGAGAAAAUGGGUCGAGUGUAUGCAGUCAUAUAUGACCUCAAGUAUAUUUUAAUCAGUAAGCCUACAGUGUGGACAGACAAACUGCGAGAGCAGUUUUUGGAAGGGUUCCGUUCUUUCCUGAAGAUUCUUAUUUGCAUGCAGGGCAUGGAGGAAAUAAAAAGGCAAGUUGGUCAGCACAUUGAGGUGGAUCCAGAUUGGGAAGCAGCCAUUGUCAUCCAGAUGCAACUGAAGAUUAUUCUCCUGAUGUUUCAGGAGUGGUGUGCCUGCGACGAAGCACUGCUGGUGACUGCUUACAAGGAAUGCCAUGCAACAGUGUUGAGAUGUAGUGCAAGUAAUUAUUCAUGGGACAAGACAGUGAUUCAUUUAUGUGGCCAUACUUUGGAAAGCAAGCGCUUCAGGGUAUCUGCAGAUCCUGUCAGCAUACAUCUACCAUUGUCCAGGAUGCUUGCUGGUCUGCACAUACAGUUGAGCAAAACAAAUGUAAUCUCCAGACUCCAAGAAUUCAUAACAUCUGAAGAAUUCCAGGUGCAGAUGUUGGUAGAAUAUCCUUUGCGUUGUCUAGUAUUGGUUGCUCAGGUUGCUGCAGAAAUGUGGAGAAGGAAUGGGCUGUCUCUGAUAAGCCAGAUGUUUUAUUAUCAGGAUGUUAAAUGUCGAGAAGAAAUGUAUGAUAAGGAUAUAAUUUUCCUUCAGAUUGGGGCAUCUCUUAUGGAUCCAAACAGUUUCCUCUUGCUUGUACUCCAACGAUAUGAACUGCUUGAUGCCUUUAAGAGAAUUGUGCCAACCAAAGACCAGGAUUUGAAUAAGCAGUGUAACACAUUAAUAGAAGAGAUGCUUCAAGUUCUUAUCUACGUGGUGGGAGAAAGAUAUGUGCCAGGAGUCAGUAAUGUGACAAAAGAUGAUGUUACUAUGCGAGAAAUUAUUCAUCUACUUUGCAUUGAACCAAUGGCCCACAGUGCUAUCGCAAAAUCUUUGCCCAAGGAUGAAAACAAUGAGACUGGUUUGGAGAAGGUCAUCCACAAAGUGGCCAUAUUCAAGAAACCAGGCGUAUCAGGCCAUGGAGUCUAUGAACUGAAGGAAGAAUGCCGCAGAGAGUACAAUAUAUUCUUUUACCAUUACACCAAAACACAGCGCAGCAAGGCUGAGCAUAUGGAAAAGAAAAGACGAGUCCAAGAAAACAGAGAUGAAGCACUGCCGCCGCCUCCUCCGCCUGAAUUCAGUGCUGCUUUCAGAAAUGUGGUGAACGUUCUGAAUUCUGAUGUCAUGAUGCAUAUUCUCAGAACUGUGUUGCAAAGAGCGCUAGAGCUAGAAAGCCACCUGUGGACAGAAGCCAUGAUCCAGAUGGUUCUUCACCUUCUUGCUUUGGGUCUACUUGAAGAAAAGCAGCAAUUAGAGAAGGUUCCAGAGGAAGAAGUGGCCUUUGACUUCUACCACAAAGCAUCAAGAAUGGGAAGCUCUGCUUUGAAUGCAAUGAACAUACUAAUGAUUUUGGAAAAACUAAAAGGAAUUCAACCGUUGGAAUCGCAAAAAGACAUGAUCAACUGCGUAUUACAGAUGUUUGACGCAAUAAAACGGCUGAGAGAGAAGUCAUCUUUUCCCACAGCAGCCAUUGCAUCUGGGCCAGAAUCUGCAAAAGCCAACGAGAUGCAAAGAACUCAGGACAAGGAAAAGGCUGAGAGGAAGAGAAAGGCUGAGGCAGCCAGACUUCAUCGCCAGAAGAUCAUGGCCCAGAUGUCUGCUUUGCAGAAGAACUUCAUUGAAACUCACAAGCUCUUAUAUGAAAAUACUCAAGAAACACAAGGAAGGGAUGUUAUGGAAGAGGAGAGCCCACCAAUUAUAGAUUAUUCCAGAAUUGCCUUGGGACCCAAGCAAGGGCCAUCUGUUGCAGAAAAAGAAGUGCUGACAUGUAUUCUGUGUCAGGAAGAGCAGGAAGUGAGGUUAGAGUGUGCUGCCAUGGUUUUAUCUGCCUGUGUCCAGAGAUCCACUGCCUUAACCCAACAUAGAGGGAAAAUGCUUGAACUUUCUGGGGAUAAAAUAGAUCCUCUUUUCAUGGAUCCUGACUUGUCAUGUGGAACUCAUACAGGAAGUUGCGGUCAUGUGAUGCAUGCUGCCUGCUGGCAGAAGUACUUUGAAGCCAUUCAGUUAAACUCUCGGCAACGACAUCAUGUCGAACAAGUUUUUGAUUUGGAGAAUGGAGAGUAUCUCUGCCCACUUUGCAAAUCUCUGUGCAACACUGUGAUACCAAUUCUUCCUUUGCAAAUGCACAAGAUAAACAGUGAGGAUGCUGAGGUGGUGGUUCAGCUUCUACCUUUGACAAAAUGGAUAGAGAUUGUCAUGGCCAGGAUAUCUGGUUACAACAGGAAAAACACUGAAGAAGCAAAACAGAUUGCUCCAUCUUUACGUGACAGAGAAAUGGAAGAGACUUCAUCUGAUUUCCAUUCCAUUCUUAGCUUUGGAGUAGAUCCUUUAGUUAAGUAUUCUAAUAGUAUCAAGGAGAUGGUGGUUCUAUUUGCCACUGCAAUUUACAGAAUUGGAUUAAAAGUUGCACCCAAUGAAACUGAUCCACGCAUUCCUAUGAUGACUUGGAGCACAUGUGCGUUUACUAUCCAGUGUUUAGAGAAUCUUCUGGAAGACGAGGGCAAGCCUUUAUUUGGUUCUCUGCAAAACCGACAGCACAGUGGUCUUAAAGCAUUGCUGCAGUUUACAGUUGCUCAGAGGAUUACAUUGCCACAAAGCCUGAUCCAGCAACAUCUUGUACGUCUCCUAGGAGUUCUUCUGCCCAGUUUAAAAGUAGAAGACACACCAUCCCUUCUAGACGUGGAUCUGUUUCAUGUUUUGGUUGGUGCUGUGUUAUCAUUUCCAUCUUUGUAUUGGGAGGAUACUGUAGACUUACAACCUUCAUCGAUCAGCUCUGCCUGUAACAAUCUCUACCUCUUCCACUUGGUCACUAUGGCACACAUAACCCAAAUCAUUCUCACCACAACUACAGAGUGCCUGUCUGCACAAGUACAGCAUGACAGUGAGGAAGCACGAGCAGCUGAUUCUUUCUGUAAAGAAAUUUGCAGGUACACAAGUGGUUGUUAUAGCCAAACAGUUGCAGGCUGGUAUUUGUGGGAUUGCAUUAAGAAGGCCAUCAUGCCCUACCUCCGUUGUGCUGCGUUGUUUUUCCACUAUUUGCUGGGAGUGCCUCCACCAGAAGAACUUUCAUCGGUUUCAGAAGAAGGCCAAUUCAAGGCACUUUGUGGAUACUUGUCUCUACCCACCAAUCUGUUCUUGCUUUUCCAAGAAUAUUGGGCUACUAUAGAGCCCUUGCUCCAGAGGUGGUGUGUGGAUCCUGCUGUACUCAGCUUUCUGAAGGGGAAAAGUAUGGGAAUAAGGUACCCAAGAAAAAGAAAUAAAUUGGUAGACCUUCCAGAAGACUACAGUUGCCUUCUCAAUAAAGGCUCUCAGUUUAGAUGCCCUCGAUCCUCUGAUGAUGAAACCAAGCACCCUGUGUUGUGCUUGUUCUGUGGGGCUAUGCUAUGCUCUGAAAAUACCUGCUGUCAGGAGCUGGUGAAUGGGGAAGAGCUGGGAGCCUGCACUUCGCAUGCUGUCCAUUGCGGUGCUGGAGUGUGCAUUUUUCUCAAAAUCAGGGACUGCAAAGUUAUCUUAAUAGGAGGGAAAACCAGAGGCUCUUUCUAUCCUGCACCAUAUCUAGAUGAAUAUGGAGAAACAGACCCAAAUCUGGCGCGAGGCAACCCUCUGCAUUUGUGUCAUGAAAGGUACAGGAAACUCCACUUGCUCUGGCAGCAACACUGCAUCAUAGAAGAGAUUGCUCGAAGCCAGGAAACUAAUCAGAUCUUCUUUGGAUUCAACUGGCACCUGCUCUGAGUGUCAGACUCUGCUGGUUUCCUAUGACUGAGUCUCUUUAAAAUUUACACAUGAAAUAAUAAGAUGCUUAUUUUGAGGAGAAAUCCCUAGCCCACUAAACGAAACAGUUUUUGGUGGGUCAACUUUGCUUAGAGAAAUACGCAUGCACACAACCUCUCAGUGUGAUUACUGAUUGAUCAGAACCAGAAAUUGCUGGGUUCUGUAGAAGAGGGUUGGUCAGUGGAUGUCUUCGGGGGAAUUACUUUUCCACCGGAGUCUGCUUUUCAUAGGACUAAUUUAGGUGCUUCGAUUUUCCGCCUGUCAUCUUUUGAUGAAAGGAUCAGAUAAUAGUUCCCUUCGUGUAUAUCAGCAGCAGUUCAGAAUAGAACUGCUAUUACUUAAAUGACUCCACUACAUCUGAAUAUGAGAACAAUGUACUUAAACCUAUUUAAUCCUUCCUUCCACAACUCUGCAUCUGGCUUCCUCCUCCAGAUUAGCAGCACUCAGAGUAGCCACGCCCUGUGACUGCAGUGGUCUGUGAUAACAGGCAUCUAGUAAUCCAUAGGAACCAUGUGAGGAUGGAGCAGCGCAGGUAAAAAGGGCACAGGGGGGAUUUUAGAAGUUACUGAAAAUGCUUUGAGACUUGUGAGCACCCGUUCACUCAUUAAAUCACCACAAAAGCUUCCAGUUAGCUUUAAUGCAUAGCCAGAUGAGCACCUUGUAACUAUAGUUGUGCUCUCCAGCAUUGCAGCCCAGGAGUUUGGCUACCUGCUCCCAUGGGUAGCCAGAUGUUCCCCAUGGCAACCUUUCUUACUGUGGACCAUCAUAGGCCCCAGACUGCAGCAAAAGAAGCCAUUUAAAUGAGCACCUGCUCUCAAGCAGCUACUAACACCAUCUUAGAGGUUAAUAGGAACAAUUAAGUAAAAAAUGGAAAAUAGUUCAGCAUAUGUGCAAAGGGCUUUUCAUUCAGUUUUAUGUUUUUGGUUCUGUGGAGACAUCAGUGACUGCAUGUUGUCUGGUUUCAGCAUGCUGAUUCCACAAACAAGUUGUUUUCAGUAGCUCUCAAGGGUGCCCCAUUUAUAGAAGUUGAUAUUGAAAUGUUGUAGUCACAUCUUCCUUGUAUAUUGAUUAUAGCCAUAACUAUGUCAGAGGGACAUAGUGAUGAGAGAGGAAAAACUUUUCCCAAUAAGCCUUUUGUAACUAUCCCCUUCAAGGAAUCAUUCUUUUUUUGUCUUAAAAGUUAAAUUAUCCUGAUGGUGCAUUUUAUUUGUGUACUCUAGCCUUCCUACUUUCUUUUGGGGGUCUUUUGUGUAUAUUUAAGAUUUUAAGAGUGAAGAUAAGAAAAUGUGUGGGUUUGUGUGUGAGAAAAUAAAUGUUCCGAGUAUUUGAAAAACAACAACACCCAUCUCCAUUUGGCAAAGAAAGAAGACAUGACAGACAGUAGAAUCCAAAGAUAGAAUUUCACAUUUCAUAUUGUAUAAAUCCUAAUUAGUGCACUGAUGAGUUAUCACUGUUUAUAGGGUAGUGGGUGGUGGAGCCAAGGCAGCCACACUUACCUGACAUCCUGGCAAUGGAGUCUCUGCUGCCUCUCCGGGAGUGGGAGGGGCAAGGAAGCAUGGAGGUCAGCACUGUGCAAAUGCAGUGGCAGAGCCCUUCCCAAUUGCCCUUCCCAAUUUCCCUCCUGGUCAGCAGCAGAGACUUCACUGCCGAGUGGUAAAGUAAGCACCACUGCCCCACCCCACUGUCUGCUUCUGAACUACAGUGAGUUAGACUUUUAAAUUAUGUUUUGGUACCUAGAUGAUUUCUUCAAAAUCUUUGUUUGCUUAUCCACUUAAGUUUCCUUGUGCAUUUCAAAUAGUGUCCAGAAUAUUGCCAUGAAGAUCUUGUUGUUUUCUUGGAUAGUUUUCUGGGUAUUAAAAACUCUGCACAUAAACAUCAUUUUGGAAAAUUCCAAACAGAGGUUUACGCUGGUUAUAGAGGGGGGGGAAACAGUCGUUGCAAAAACAUGUGUGCUGAGAUUACUGCAAAAUGUUCCAGAAGCGCUGCAUGGUAAGAAGAUAUUAGAUAGUGUUCAUGGUGUCUUGGUCAUGUCCACUCUACUGUGAUAUGUUUUGAUUAUAUAUCCAUUUGCUCAUACUAUUAUACUUUGGAUUUAAAAGGGGAACUAUGCUUGGACUUGCCUUGCCACUGUAGAUUUAGCAUGUCCUCAGUGGUAGCUCUGCGUUAGUGCAGGAGGCUCUCACCCUGAUUUGGACACCCUGCUCUAUUUUCCCUGGGGGGGGGGUGGUUCUCACACAUGGAAGAAUCACUUCUCCUCUCCGAGUCAAAAAUAGUGAUGUGGCAAGAUCCCUCAUUCAGCAUGGUAAUUGCAAAGAGAGGCUUGUAAAGAGAUGUCCAAAGAGGAGAAUGUGAGAGCUGAUUUCACUGCGAAGUUCUCAAACAAUGGAUUGGUUCUUGAAAACAAUGAGCAUGAUUCCGGCAGCACCUGAGUUCCAUUGGUUCCGUUAGAAAGUUAGGUGCAUUCUUGAUUUUGAAAUAGGAAAUCACACUUUAAAAUGCUUAACAUUGGCUGGAUUGUACUCAGGAAGAUUAGUUUUUAAUUCAGUUGCAUGUGAACAUUGCUUUUUGCUGAAUUCAACAGUGUACAACCACAGCAGCUAGAGGUGAACAUCCUUAGUCACUUAAAGGAAGCCAAACGUUCACCCAUAAGCAGAGGGGAGAGGAACGUAGGGGAUCCAAAAUGUGUGACUCCUUUUCUUGCUGAUCAACCAGUAACUGGGAUUCUAGCUUCCUUGAUUGGGUCCUGUGCAGUCAAGCCCUGCUGUCUGAUCAGAUUGAGGAAUAAUGCAGGCAGUUGAUGUUUGUGUGCAGUUUCAUGCCCAGCUAAGGAUACACAUAUAGGAAUAUAGCUGAACAGUGCUUACUCCAGUGUUCAGUUUUUUUGUUCAGUUUACUCUGAUUAUUUUUAAUAAGCUGACUUGAGAAAAAUCGGAGGCAAAAUGAACAAACUAACUUCUGUUCUCACGUGUUUUUACUUUUCUAGCAAAUAAGCUCAUGCACAGAUGAGAGUGAAUGGUCAUUUUUAGUUUCAUUAAUUACUAUGCAGUUUAGCUCACUGUGAGGAUUAUUUGUAUUUAGUGAACACACAGUGCUAAUGCCACUGACAGGAAUCAUAAGGACCGUGAAUGGAGUUUUAUUUACAUACAUGCAUAUAUUGUUAUCCUUUAAUUGCAAAAAUGUAAAUUUGAGCCUUGUAUAAUGUUCUUGUCCUUUUAAAAUAUCUUGUAUCUGUAUAUUUAAAAAGGAAAUAAAGUAACUUCUCAUACCUUGUGGACUUCCAUUUCAAAAUGUUACGUUUCUAGACAACUGUAAUGGAUGAUAUUCAGUAAGGAAAAUGAAGAGACAAGAGUUAAGAAAUUAUCAGCCAAUAUUUUAAUGCCACCUUUUGCCACAAUGCUGAAGUGUAUCAACCAGGCAGAGCGAUAUGGCCAACAUUUUAACCAGAAAUUACACCUAUGUGUCUUCCUUAAAAAACAAACAAACCCUAAUCUGUCAUAUAAACAGCUAUGUCAGCAAUACCUGUGACUGGUACAUACUGGUGACCUGUUAUAACAAGAGUUUUAAGCACUAACUCAGUGUUUCCCAAUAGCUGAUACAUGAACUCUUCCCCAUCCCCCCCAAAAAAUCAAUGUAACAUUUUCAUUGCUUAGUGGCACAAGAAAUUAUGAAACUGUGUGUGAAACUGCCAUAACAUAACAAAAACUACAGAGAGGCAUUAGCUAAUCACAGGUCACAAUAUUUUAAGAGAAGGCAGUGGUUCACAUUUCAGCUAUAUAUCAUCAUAUAGAGUAAGUAUAUGUGAUCUAUAUAACUGUCAAGUGAGUGGAUCUUGCGUUGGUUCUUAUAUAGGUAAUGCAGUGGAUCUAUUUCCAUGUAUGGCAAGGUUGUUGUUGUUUUUAAAAAAAGUUGCUCGUCCUAUUUCUGAUUGGCUUACACAUUGAUGAUAAAUAGGAGCAUUGAUGAUAAAUAGGAGCAGAAGUCUACAACAAAUCGUAUUUAUUUCUGUAUCUGAGCAGAUGCUGCAGCUUAGAGACUUGCCUUGCUAAUGCCAUCUGUGACUUCUCUUAUGAGAAUUCGAAUAAGGACUGUGCUGCUAUUUGAGUUAGUUUUCCUUGCUUGGAACACAAAUAUUUCUAAACUCUGGAAAAUGUUGGAAGUAUCAUUGUACUGGUGCACUAGGAAAGGCUGACUUGCUCAUUUUACAUUUUAAAAAAGAAAACGAGAGAUUACUUAACAGUUAAAGCUUAAUUAAUCCGCGUUAAGUGAUCCUGGUUAUAUACUCUUACUUAAGUGAUAUGCCUUGCUGGGUCACCCUUAUUUGUGAGAAUUCCAGCAAGCUCUAGGGUAAUAGACCAAUAGAAAAUUGCUAUGGGCUGCACUCUGCCUACCCUGGGGCUAGAUGCUUACUUACAUCCAUGGUUUCCAACCUGUCAUGAUAAUCUUGGUGGCACAUGAGCACUUAGGAGAUACUAAACAAAAGUGUAUGAGAAAGAAGAAAGAAAAAUCACCCUUAGAGGUGUCAUCCUACAAGCAAUGCUGAGACUAUUCUGGGUUAGAAUCUUUUCUGCCAGAGUUUCUAAGGAAUAUGCCUGCCAUGUCUCUCCAAGUUGGGGACCCAGGUGGCACUGUGGUUAAACCACUGAGCCUAGGGCUUGCUGAUCAGAAGGUUGGCGGUUCAAAUCCCUGUGAUGGGGUGAGCUCCCGUUGCUUGGUCCCAGCUCCUGCCAACCUAGCAGUUCGAAAGCACGUCAAAAUGCAAGUAGAUAAAUAGGUACCGCUACAG